GACAUGGCAACUUUGUACGCGUCUACGAUUUGUUUCUGAAAAGGUCGUCGAUGACUUUGCGAUUAUACAAAAUUACAAAGAAAAAGUAUAGCAAUUAUAGUGUCCUUUUAUAACAGAUAUUUUAGUUAUAAAUAUAUACAUCAUGGCCGGUGCAAUGUUAUUCGAGAGGUCGCGCGUCUCCUCAGCAAACAGAGAGGAAGACGUACGCAUGACAGACAAAAUGGUCAGCACUGGCGAGGUCCCCGAAGAUGACGAAGAAAACAUACGUGCAAAAGAACAAGGCAUCUUGAAUCUCGGGGAGAAAUAUAAGAAGGAAGGCAAAGCAAAGGAACUCGCAGAAUUAAUAAAAGCUACACGACCAUUCCUUAGCCUUAUAAGUAAGGCUAAAGCGGCAAAAUUGGUACGCUCACUGGUAGACUUCUUUUUGGACUUGGAAGCGGGCAUCGGUAUUGAAGUGCAGCUGUGCAAAGAAUGUAUAGAAUGGGCAAAAGAAGAGCGCAGAACGUUCCUGAGGCAAUCUCUGGAAGCCCGGCUCGUCGCGUUAUACUACGACACAGGUAUGUACACAGAAGCGUUGGACCUGGCCACCGCUCUGCUCAGGGAAUUAAAGAAGUUAGAUGACAAAAAUUUGCUCGUUGAAGUUUUGUUGUUGGAAAGUAAAACCUAUCAUGCCCUGAGUAACUUGCCUAAAGCUAGAGCCUCGUUGACAUCGGCCAGGACCACCGCCAACGCUAUUUACUGUCCCCCCAAAGGUGCAGACAGUCCAAAAGCUCUCACUGCCCUUAAAUAUAUGUUGUUGUCUAAAAUUAUGCUCAACCAGGCAGAGGAAGUUGGUACUAUCUGUGGUAGCAAAGCUGCUUUGAAGUAUGCAGGUAAAGAGAUGGAAGCAAUGCGUGCUGUGGCUACCGCAUCACAUAAAAGAUCAUUAGCAGAUUUCCAAGCGGCCUUAAAAACUUACAAACCUGAACUGGAGGAAGAUGCAGUUGUCCGUGCACAUUUGGGGGCUUUGUAUGAUACAAUGUUGGAGCAGAAUUUGUGUCGUAUAGUUGAGCCUUAUAUGAGAGUGCAAGUGGAACAUGUUGCUCGCUCAAUCCGUCUACCUGUAGUACAAGUUGAAAAGAAACUGUCCCAAAUGAUUCUGGAUAAGAAACUCAAUGGUAUCCUGGACCAAGGGGAGGGUGUACUGAUAGUGUAUGACGAGUCACCGCUGGAGAAGACUUACGAAACAGUACUGGAGACCAUUCAUCACAUGAGCAAGGUAGUUGACACAUUGUACCAGAAAGCAAAGAAGCUAUCAUAGGCCUCUGUAUAUUGUUGUAGCUUUUAAAAUAUAUAUCAAAGUGAAUUUCUUU
Papilio polytes (common Mormon) is the source of this 1352-nucleotide messenger RNA. RefSeq names its product 26S proteasome non-ATPase regulatory subunit 11 (gene Rpn6). Lineage: Eukaryota; Metazoa; Arthropoda; Insecta; Lepidoptera; Papilionidae. The record is from RefSeq and is a predicted model, not a curated record. Gene Ontology annotation, biological process: ubiquitin-dependent protein catabolic process. Gene Ontology annotation, cellular component: proteasome regulatory particle, lid subcomplex. Gene Ontology annotation, molecular function: structural molecule activity. The transcript is spliced from 2 exons. The coding region runs from base 143 to 1300 and encodes 385 amino acids.